AAUGACGUCACCGGGGGCCGAAUCGGCAGUAGAAACUAGCAGCUACCGGAACUAGAACUCCACGUGGGUUUGGCGAUCUGCGAAAAAUGUCUGGACUGGAUCGUGUGGUCAAACCGAAAACAAAGAGGUCAAAGAGAUUUCAGGAACACAGGGAGCCUAAGCUCAACGAGAAUAUCAAAAAUGCCAUGCUCAUCAAAGGAGGCAAUGCUAAUAAUACAGUCACACAAGCACUAAAAGAUAUUUAUGCUAUAAAAAAACCAUAUGCUGUACUCUAUAAAAAGAAAAAUAUGACCAGACCAUUUGAGGAUCAGACCUCACUGGAGUUUUUUGCAAAGAAAUCAGACUGUUCCUUGUUCAUAUUUGGUUCUCAUAACAAAAAGCGGCCAAAUGACCUUAUUUUUGGUCGAAUGUAUGAUUAUCAUGUUCUGGAUAUGAUUGAGUUGGGGGUGGAAAAGUAUGUUUCAUUAAAGGAAAUUAAGAACUGCAAGUGUCCUGAAGGUACCAAACCACUACUUAUAUUUGCUGGAGAUGCCUUUGAAAUGAGUGAAGACUAUAGACGGCUGAAAAGUUUAUUUAUAGAUUUCUUCCGAGGACCUACUGUGUCUGGUGUUCGUCUGGCUGGCCUGGAACAUGUCUUGCAUUUUACAGCAGUUGAUGGAAAGGUUUUUAUGCGUAGCUACAAGGUGCUAAUGAAGAAAUCUGGAUGCAGGACACCAAGAAUUGAACUUGAAGAAAUGGGACCCUCGUUUGACUUUGUGGUCAGGAGGACUCAUCUGGCUUCUGAUGACUUGUUCAAACUUUCCCUCAAACAACCCAAAGCCCUGAAGGCAAAGAAGAAAAAGAACAUAUCUCAUGAUGCUUUUGGUACCAAAUUUGGGCGCAUCCAUAUGCAAAAGCAAGAUCUUAGUAAAUUGCAGACAAGAAAAAUGAAAGGCCUGAAAAAGAGACCAUCUGACACAAUGGAAGCAGAAGAUGAACCCAUAACAAGCACUAAGAAAGUUAAGCAGAAUUAGUGGAAUCUUGCAGUGUUUGUAAACUAGUUAAGGCAGGAACAGACCAUGCUAAAAGACUGCUGGUUUUGGUGGCUGCAUCCUGUAAAAGACUUUUAUUAUGCCUGUAUAACCAGAUAUCAAAAAAACUGGACUACCCUACUAUAUCUAAUGUGGUUUAAAGAUUUUAGGCCCAACCCCGUCCAUUAAAUUUAAUCAUGUUUCUGGUUUCUCGAGAGACUACAUUUUGAAGAGGUUGGAAAGUUUUGGGAAAAACAUCUUGCAAGGGUUUUAUGCAGCUGUACCAGAUCAUGUACAUCUGUUUGCUGUAAUAAAACAUACUUAUUAUUUGCAACACCAUGGUUCACCAUAACUGUCCUCCGUAUACCCCCUUAUAUUUUUUUAUCAUGGCAGUGAAAACUAAACAUCAACAAGAAUGUGUAUUUAAAAUGACAGAAUUACAUUUUUGAAUUUUGUUGGCUUUCCGGUAAAUUAUUACAUGAAACAAAUAAUUUUUCAGCACAUGGUAUAACCCACACUGUGGCGCUUACCAGCUAUUAGAAGCUCACUUGUACUAGCGCUUGGUCUGACCCACACACUAGUAAUGACCAGCGCUAGAAACAAUAAAAAAAACAAAAUUAUUUGUACACAAAAGGGAGGUCGAAUAUGAUUGCUAGCACACAGUUUCUAUUUACAAAAAAAAGUUUUAGUACCUCACUUAGCUUUCAUCUCAUGGAAGUAAAUACCUUUCUAAAUUUAAUAGAUAAAAUAUUCUGUACUGUUUUUAAUACAAAUGUUACUCUUCAGUUCUCGGCAACUGUCUUUCCUUAUGCAGCCUUGUGUUGGAUCUGAUUUUGAUGGACAGGUAGGUUGGAUACAUUGGUGGGUGCUCCCUUUGCCUAGGCUAAGUAUUAGGCCUAACUUGUAGUCUGCACAUCACUUGUUGAGAAAUAGCAGGUGUAAUUGCCACAGUCCAUAUGGUACGUUUUAAUUGGAUUUAGAAGCCCAGUCAAAGUUGUUCAUUCAUGUCCACACAUAGCAGUGCUACUACUUUGCCACUUAUCAUCAUAGGCUGAGUAGGGUAUUUUAUUAAUGCAAACAGCUUUUCAUUAUGCAAUAUUUAAAUUCUAAUUAAAUUUAACUUGGUUAAUAGGCAGAUCAAGUUCCUGUAAGUAGAGCAUGCUUUAUGAACAAACAAAUGCUGUUAUAUGUAUGCGAUUUUAUUUUAUUCCUAUAGUUUCCAGCUCACUAACUUUUUACUUUAUUUGCUAUCCAACUCUUUGGUAUCUGAUUAUUAUUUUAACAUUAAAAUAUAUUUAGCAUAUUUAAUUCUACUAUUAAGAGUUUCAAAAGAGUACAUGUGUUGGCUGCCUUGGUCUAGGACCUAAAGAGCAUUACUGCUUUGAGGGUUACAAUUUGGUACAGGUAGGGGAUCCCUUAUCAGGAAACCCGUUAUCUAAAAAGUUCUGAAUUACGGAAAGGCCAUCUCCCAUAGACUCCAUGAUAAGCAAAUAAUUCAAAUUUUAAAAAAUGAUUUCCUUUUUCUCUGUAAUUAUGAAACAGUACCUUGUACUUGAUCCCAACUAAGAUAUAAUUAAUCCUUAUUCUAGGCAAAACCAUCCUAUUGGGUUUAUUCUAAAUUUAAAUUAUUUUUAGCAUGGUGGUAUAGUAUGGAGAUCCAAAUUACGGAAAGAUCCCGUAUCUCGAAAACCCCAGGUCCCAAGCAUUCUGGAUAACAGGUCCCAUACCUGUACUACUAGUUGUUUUGCAGCAGGCCCAAACUGGCAUUCUGUCGAUUCUGGUAAAUGCCAAUGUAAUAAAAAUUGAAAUAAUCUGUCUUUUCAAGGUAUAAGGAAUAUUUAUAACCUCAGAAUUUGUGUUCCACUAUUUUUCUUCCAAAUCAAUCACUCAGCAUUGGUUUUAUGCAUCAUUAAAUGAAGAGGUAUUUGCUGCCUUCAUGAAACUAUACAAUAGGGAGAUAUACUAAUAUGGAUCUUGAAUUUAAGAAGCAAUAUAUGUUUCUGGCUUUUAGUUUUUUUUCCCUUUGGUGGGGGGAAUGUUAUGUGUCUGUAAUGGCUGUGAUUAGAUGGAUUGGGCCUAGCUCAAUACCUAAAAGGUCCUUGCCUAUAAUGUACACAUCAGGUCCAUGACUACAGAUAUCAAAGCAAACAGAACACAAUUACAAUGAACCAAAACUCAGAAUAGUCCGCCAGCAAAACAUCACAGGUAAUCUGGCCUGGUGAAGGUAUAAACUUAAUCUGUUACAGGGUUUAACUCUUGCAAAGCAGACAUGAAGAUACAAGUAUAUAUACCUAAUCAAUAUAUAAAGUUUUACAUUUUACAUACUGUUCUUAAAAUUGUUUUAAAAGGAAGCAGCUCAUUAUCAUGAUCCUGUUGCUUGUUUUGCAACAGAAAAGGUAAUGGGAUAUAAUUAGAUAAGAAGCAGAACUGAAUUAGGAUAUUGUUUAUUCGGUUAGUAGUCACUGAAUUGUUUACUUUCCAUUGGAAACAGACAUCUGCUCCUGCUUCUUCUACCAGAACCAAUUUUGCAUUAGCUGAUAAUGCAUUUAUUUUUAGCCAAGAGUGGAAGCAUCAGAUGAUGGUAUUCCAUAUUUUUUCAAUUUCAUUUUUUCAGACCUAUGGAAAGUAAUGGCAGUUGUAAUACAGUAGCUAAACUGGAUUAUCUUCCUUUUAUGUGUAUACCUGUCAUCAUAAUCUGAUUUUGUGUCUAUUUGUGGUUUUGCUGUCUUUAAAUAAACACUUGUACAUAGA
Messenger RNA from Xenopus tropicalis (tropical clawed frog), 3761 nucleotides. It is a transcript of the gene rpf2, whose product is annotated as ribosome production factor 2 homolog. Gene Ontology annotation, molecular function: rRNA binding. Gene Ontology annotation, biological process: rRNA processing; maturation of LSU-rRNA; ribosomal large subunit assembly. The record is from RefSeq and is marked validated. Gene Ontology annotation, cellular component: nucleolus. Lineage: Eukaryota; Metazoa; Chordata; Amphibia; Anura; Pipidae.